This is a messenger RNA of Biomphalaria glabrata, 4021 nucleotides long. Its product is annotated as DNA polymerase epsilon subunit 2-like. The record is from RefSeq and is a predicted model, not a curated record. Gene Ontology annotation, molecular function: DNA binding. Gene Ontology annotation, biological process: error-prone translesion synthesis; DNA-templated DNA replication. Bases 144 to 1853 code for a protein of 569 amino acids. The transcript is spliced from 15 exons. Lineage: Eukaryota; Metazoa; Mollusca; Gastropoda; Planorbidae. Gene Ontology annotation, cellular component: epsilon DNA polymerase complex.
UAUGACUGCUUUUCAUAUAAAAAUUUGGCGCCUACUAAACUCUACUAAACUCUAAAGACAACCGAAGAAUCAUAAUAAUUAGAUCUAGACUAGAUCUAGAUCUAGAUUUAUUACACACUGUGUCACACAUAAAAAUUAAAAUAAUGGCAACGCAACUAAAGAAAAGCAUAAUAUCUGCAUUUAAAAUGCAUGGUCUUACAUUAAGAAGUGAAGCAAGUUCUUAUCUACAAGAUGUCUUGGAGCCUGUGGAUUCUUCUGAAAGGGAACAGUGGCUAGAUAAAAUAAUUGACAUUGUCCAGAAACAAUCUUUAUCAUCAGCUAUGGUUGGUAAAGAAGUUUGUGAAGCUGCAGUUCAAGAAUGCAAUGCUGAGCAAGAAGAUGACAAGGAGUCUAUCUUCAAUGUUAUUGAUGCCUUCUCCAUUCCAAGAUUUAAAUAUUCCAAGGAAAGGAAAAAGUUCAUACCUUUCUUGUUCUUUAUGUUGAUGGAUAUUCUAAGAGAGUCCACCCUAUUAAAAACACCAAAACUGCACGGGGAAGCAUCAGAUAAAGGAGAAAUGUUUAGAGAUCGUUAUACUGUAUUACAUCAGAGAACUCUUCGCCAUUCAUUGUUCACACCUCCUUCAUUAGGCUCUGUCAAUACAGAUAGCAACAAAUUUCAGUUAAAACCUGUAGAGUACCUAGUAGGAAGUACUACAAAAGUUGGCAAUGUUAUUGUCCUGGGGAUGUUGGUUCAGUUGAAAGAGGGGAAAUGGUUUUUAGAGGAUCCUACUGGAUGUGUUCAGCUUGAUUUAUCUAAUGCUGAAUUUCAACCUGGACUAUUUACAGAGAAUUCCUUUGUUUUAGCAGAAGGUCACUAUGAAGAUGGUGUUUUCUAUGUUGAUGCUUUUGGUCUACCACCACCUGAAAAGGCAGAUACUACAAGGUCUUAUUUUGGAAAUAUCAACUUUUUUGGUGGACCUUCAGCUAUCCAAGUAAAAUCUUCUAACCGUUUAGCACAGAUAGAAUCAGAAAACACAGACGCCAUGUUUGUUUUGCUUUCAGAUGUCUGGUUAGAUAAUGGCAGGGUGAUGGACAAAUUAAAUAUUUUAUUCAAAGGUUAUUCAGAAUUUCCACCCACAGCAUUCAUUUUUUGUGGAAAUUAUUUAUCUUCUCCUAAGGUACUGAGUCAAGCCAAAAUUUUAACUGAUUGCUUUAGAGAUUUAGGGAAUAUGUUGUCCCAGUACCAAAAUAUCAUUGAUUCAAGUAAACUUAUUUUUGUUCCUGGACCAAAUGAUCCUGGCCACUCUACAAUACUACCUAGACCAACUAUUCCCAAUUCAAUCACAGAGGCUUUCAGAAAAAAAGUUCCUUCUGCCAUUUUCUCAUCCAAUCCUUGUCGAAUUCAGUACUGCACACAGGAAAUCAUCAUAUUUAGAGAAGAUAUUGUGACCAAGCUUUGCAGAAACUGUGUCAGGUUUCCAAAGGAUGGAAAUAUACCAAUGCAUUUUGCCAAGUCAAUAAUCAGCCAAGCACAUUUAUGUCCACUGCCUCUUCAUGUUAGCCCAGUGUACUGGGCAUACGACUCCAGCCUGCGAUUGUAUCCACUUCCUGAUGUUAUAGUUACUGCGGAUAAAUUUGACCCUUUUAGCACAACUGCUGUAGCAACAACUGUGAUUAAUCCUGGUUCUUUCCUGCGAACUGACUUUGGGUUCAAAGUUUAUUAUCCUGCCUCCAAACAAGUUCAAGACAGUCAGGUAACGGAUGAGAUUGACAGGACACUUAUUUCAUCAGACACUAUGAAUACAACAGAAAUACCUUUCUCCCAGGCAGUGGACAGCAAUAUAUCAUUGUCUGACUCUAUGGAAAUUCAGUAAAAAGAAAAAUUUAAUUGUCAAUGCUAUACAUGCUAUUCUUGAAGUGGUUGAUGCUUUACAAUGUCUGUUAUUGUAAAAUGAAAACUUUGUUGUCAAGACAAGUUACAAUGUAAGUUUGACUUGCACAGCUCUUCAAGACAUAAAUGUAAAACAUAAAAGCAAGUUACAGCUUUUUUUAGGACAGCUCUGUCUGGAAUAUUUGUGACCAACAGCAAGUUGUUUGUUUUACAUGACCAACAGAAAUUUCAACUUCCUAUCCUUACUGCCUGAUUUGUGAUUCACCAAACUUAAUUUGCCGAAAGUUGGCAAUUUCCAAGAUAUAAGAUUUUCAAGAAAAAUGUUGCAGUAUUUCUCAACCUGCACGCAAGAAUUGCUGCCUGAUCAUGUGGUAUUUGCUUUGGACUGUUGUCUCAAUGGCCAGAGUUUGAACCCUGCUGUCCUCUGGGAGGUUUUGACUAUGCUGUAAUAAUCUUUCAUUUUUGAAGGAUUGUGUGAAAUUUAUGAAACAAACCAUCAGCACUUGUGAUCAAAGCAACAUGUAACAAACUCAGUGAUGGUCUGCAACUGGAGCACACAAAUGUAUAUCAAGUAACUUCAAAGUCACUGCUUGUUUAUUUUAUAGGUCAUCUGCUUUGUGUGGAUGUUACUCUGUGUGUGUGUGUGAUCAGUUGUUGAAUUAGGCAAUGCAAUAAAUGUUUUCUACAGUAACAUGAUUCAAUGUGUAAAGAAAACAUGCAAAUUGUGUGAAUGUAAAUUUUUUUUUUAGCGGCCCCGAAAGGGGAAAAGAUGCUAUUAGUUUUGUGUGGCCUGUCUGUUUGUCCGUCCUGUUUAGAUCUCAGAAACUAGAAGAGAAAAGGAAAAUCGGACAUUAGAUGCAACAGCUACUUUUUUCUUUUCCGAAAGUGAACCAUCUAAUUUUUAAACUUAUCCAUACAAGCAGGUUUUUCAAAAAAAUACACCACUUUUCAAUGAAAAACUUCAGGGGAGGUAAGUCUUUUAAAAAGGUCACAGACUUUUUCAUUCAUAAAUUCACACAUUGGUACAAAAAAAUUUGCAUCUAAGGUCACAAUGGGAAAAGUAUCAAUGGAUAAUUAUAAAAUAGAUUUUUCAUUUAUUAACUAACUCAUGGAAUAGAAUGCUGAUUCAAAUGUUCUUUUUAAACAUGAUUUAAAUACGAACGUUUUAGUUGAAAAAAAAAAAAAAAAAAACUACUUUUAUAGCGCGUAGUUUUGCAACAAUCUAAAUUAGACUCAAUAAUUGACUAGAUUCUAUAGAUAUUCUAGAACUAUAGUCUAAACUACUCUAAACCUACAGGUAUAUUGAUCAGGUAUACUAGUGGGUAAUAGUGCACUAUGCUGUUCGCAUGUGAAACCGAUUACCUGUGUGGGCUAAUUAUUAUUUUUUAAAAUUUCUUAGCCUGUCUACUCCAAUAUAUUAAAUGACAUUGUUGGGGAGAGGUACGUAUCUGGGAGCAGUAGCGCCGGGUGAAACCUAGUUGAAAAAAUUAUAUCUUGACAAAAGCAGACACAUCGAAAAGAUAAUUAUAUUAAAAUCUCUAGAUAUAUGCCUAGACAUGUCUAAAUGGUAGUUUAAGUUUAAAUGUCAAAGCACAACGUUAUACCACUUCUGUCUUAAAGUCUAACAAAAGAAACCUGUUCAGGUGAUGUUAUAAGUCUGUUUCUAAUUUUAAUUAAAUAUCAUUGUAAAAUUUGCAAUAACAUUUUAAUAAAUGUCAUAAAUAAUAAUAUAUGUAAUAUAUGUAUCAUGUAUGUAUAAUAAAUGUCAAACAGUGGGAUUUUAUAAUAGAAUUGACACACAUUUUACAUUUGAGAAAAAUCAAUAAUAGUAGGUUAUCAGCUCACUGUAUUUGUUCAACAAAAAAGAACUAACUAGCAAUAGUGUUUAUUGGAACAUAUUGAAGAAAGUUGAUGGGAAGGGAUGACACCCUGAGCUACCGAACCAGGUGCCACAGACACUGUCUGGGAGGUUUCCAUUCUGUUUUUAGGUGAUCAGUUGGAUAUCUACUCUACUUAUUCCAGAAGAUUUUUAUCAAAGACGAAGUGUCCUUGUUACGUCUUCAUAUUGGAUGAGACUCUUUAGACAUGAAAACGACAAAUCACAGUUUUAUAAAUACUUUAAUCGUUAUUAAUACUGCAAACACUUUCUUG